AUGUCUGGUAGUGAUGAUGAUGAUGACUAUGAGAAUAGUAGUGAUGAUUAUUUUGGUAGUGUUGCCAUGAUGAGUAGAAAAAAAGUUCAGGGUAAUAUGGCGAAAUCGAUAAUACAACCAGCACCUAGAGGUUUAAAUCUGAUUGCUGAAUACACUUUAAAUUACGAAUUGCCAACGGAUUUUUAUGUAUUUCAAAAGAAACAGACGAAAACUACAAAGCACCCCAUACCCACAAUGACUACAAAAAGUCCAUACACUAAAGUUCCCUACUAUCAACAUUAUGACAUGAUUGUUCCCUACAAUCACGAUUAUUACUUUAAAAUACAUCCGGAAUAUAUAAAUAAACAACUCAUUCAAAGGAAACACUCAUAUUCUAAGAAAAAGAUGCUGCAACGGAAAUGUUUUAAGAGGAAUUUCUACGACUACAAUCGCAAAUUACCGAGUAUUUGUUUAAAUCGUGCCAAACGUAACGAAGAAGUUUGGAGUCUUCACAAGUUAACCAUUUCCCAAAGAAUGUUUUACGAUUUAAUCGAAAAAUGGUCUCUACUGCAUGGAUUUUUACCGCGUUACUGUUUUAUGCGAACUUUAUGCGAAUCAUCAGAAUUGUUGUUACCGUAUGGUUAUUCCUUGUUGCAUGAUAUCAUUCAUAUAUUGCUCAGGUACACCAAACCAUGGGUUUUUCAUCAUAAAAUAUUUGGUCGUUCAUUAAGGCAGACGUAUCCUAUCGAUGAAUGUGCUAAAUUGUAUGGUCCACAUUGCCGUGUAAGUUGGUUGGAUUUCAUAACCAAUGUGGUGCAUGGUACAAGGGCGGUUGAUUUUAUGCGUUAA
Molecule: messenger RNA, 828 nt
Organism: Lucilia sericata (common green bottle fly)
Lineage: Eukaryota; Metazoa; Arthropoda; Insecta; Diptera; Calliphoridae
Exons: 4
Coding region: 1-828 (275 amino acids)
Source: RefSeq, a predicted model, not a curated record